This is a messenger RNA of Stegastes partitus (bicolor damselfish), 2901 nucleotides long. RefSeq names its product cytokine dependent hematopoietic cell linker (gene clnk). The record is from RefSeq and is a predicted model, not a curated record. Gene Ontology annotation, biological process: intracellular signal transduction; cell surface receptor protein tyrosine kinase signaling pathway. Lineage: Eukaryota; Metazoa; Chordata; Actinopteri; Pomacentridae. Bases 208 to 1281 code for a protein of 357 amino acids. The transcript has 17 exons.
CCUGACUCUUACGCUCAGAGUCGAUGCAACCCAAGUGUUUCUGUGAGUAUAUGGGGAGGAAGAAGAACUGCAGACGCUUUCUUUGUGGAACCAAGUACAAACCGACAACACAGAGAUUGCUGAACGUCCAUUGAUGCAGGUGUGCUUACCGUUGGUGUCUUCAGAAACGCUGCAGAGAGAGGGAACAGCCAUGAGUCUGCUGUGAUAAUGAAUCGCAGCAGGGCAGAGACGAGCAGAACUCAAAGAUGUGGUAACUACAACAACGUAGUGGAGCCCGAGUACGACGUGGUGGACGACCACGAGGGAGUGCACAGGGUGCACAUAUUUCCUGCCAGGCCGAUAAAUGAUGAGAGAGAGUAUGCAGACAGGGAUCUUCCAAGGUCAUCAUCUGCUCAGAGCCUUUCAUCACUCGCCACUGUUAAUUCUGACAUCCUUCCCAGACGUCCACUCAGAGAAACCUCACAUACUACAGGGCCUGCUAUCAAUAGAAACUCGAAGCCUGGCAGACAAAGGACCAAAUUAGAUAAGAAGUUGCCCCCUGUGCCACACCAGCACUCCCACAGGAGCCCUCCAUCACCUUCAGCCUUAACCAUGGAGUUGGUCAAUCACUGGGCUGGAAUGACUCUAAACAAACCCUGCAGGAGAGACAGACCACAAAGGACAGCCAAGCAAGCACAAUUCAAUUCAUAUGCCAAAGGUCCAAAUAGUCCUGAAAGUGUUUCAGCCCCCGACACCCUUCAAAGACGUUCCUGGGAUUUGGAGAGUUUUAACAUGGAAAGAAGAUCACAUCAAAGUCUAGAAAGGGUGCCAUCCAAACGCCAUCACCAUGAGUGGCCUCAAACUAAAGAAGACUUUGACCAGCAUGACUUUGUUCCAAUGGAAAAGCCUCAACAGACCUACUGUGAAGAAGACUGGUAUGUUGGGGCUUGUAAUCGAGCAGAUGCCGAGCACGCCUUACACCUGGUGAACAAGGAUGGAGCAUUUUUGGUGCGUGACUGCUCCAUCAACACCGACAGUGAACCCUUGGUACUGGUUGUGUAUUAUGACAAGAAGGUUUACAAUGUGAAGAUUCGGUUCAUCGAGUGCAUCAACAAGUACGCACUGGGAACAGGACAACGCUCAAAUGAUAUGUUUGACUCUGUGGCAGACAUCGUCAAGUUCCACUCCAUAUUUCCAAUAAUACUGGUCAGCGGGAGAAACAUGCCUGGAAACAAAUACCCAGAAAACUGUGUGCUGACAUUUCCAGUAACGAAAAGGGAUGUUGACCAGCUGCUACGAUAACAAAUUACAUGUGCACCUUUCCACAUCUUUUCAAAGAAAAUGUGUUAAAUCCCACAUGGUUCCUCACAUCCUGCUGUGUAGCUAUGAAACCCAAGCAUCGACUAAAGGCGUAUCAUCAUUUUGAGUCAACUGGGAAAAAGAAAAAAAAAACACAUUGUAUACAACUGUGUGGUCAAAAGUGAAUUUCAUUCAUAGCUAACAAUUAUUUUGGUUGGUUAACUGUAAGCAAUUCAACUAUUUUUAAUUAACUGUUUAGACUCAAAAAUGUCAAGAAAAUACUAAUAAUGUCCAUCAUUAUUUCUUCAAGACCAAGUUGCUGUGUAAGUUUUUUUUUUCUUUUAAGUGUAUAGAAUUUUUCAAUACAGCCCUUUUAAGGUAAUGUCCACAAAAUCACUUUUUCCUUCUUUGCGCCAAAAAAUCUCCACUUCAGUAGUAGAUACACAAAACUUUCCAGUUUUAUUCCUAUCUAUAGUGUUAAGGUUUACACAAAGGUUGUAUAAAUUCUGAUUUUUGGAGUGAUGAAAAGAGAUAUCCCAAACCCUCUCUGUAAAAACACUUGUCACUAACAUUUAGUUUAGUUUAGAAAAUGAAACUUAAAAGUAAAAUAAACUGCAGAUGGUUUUAUCAAAUAAAAAAUAUUGCACAUUAGACCGUUUUAGAUGCAUAAUACCUUAUUUUCAUAUUUAAACAUAAGUCUUGUAAGUAAUUACCUGGAGAAGUUCCAUGCUGAUAUCAGUUACUUAAAACAUUUUAAAAAUCUACCCUUAAAUACUUUGGCCAACUAAAUCAAUUCUGGCUACCGAAAUCAAAAUGAUCAGAUAGACAGCAUGAUAAUAGAUUUUUUUAGGGGAACAGACUAUUCUCUUUUUUUCCUUUUUUUGGCAGAAAUUAGUUUUAACCUUUUGUACUUACUUUACUUUAUAAGGCUAGCUAGCACAUGAGCUAGCUGUCAGAUGUGUUGACAAGAAAUCGGAUUUAUGAUUAAAAGAAGCUGAAUUUUUCUUAUGCGCUACUUACAGAUAUAAAAUAGUGUAGACAAAGGCAGAAGUUAGACUGACUGUGAAUGAAUCCCAUAAGUUAGCAAAUUCCCAUCAACAGGUUUGUUAGCUUAUCUGUUAGCGAGUAGCAACUGUAAUUAGUUAAUUAGUUGCCGUGGAUACCAACAAGCCGCCUAAGGUGCUUAAAAUGUCGACCGAACAACCAUCAGAGAUGUGCGUAAUUAUAAUUCACUGAAGUAACAAUACCAUGGUUUAUAAUACAAGUAUUAAAAUUAUAAUGAGUAUAUUAAUUAUUAGCCUUAAUAAUCCAUUAAAGUGUAAUCAGGCUCAGAUCAUCUUUGCAAUCUGCUGUGACAAACAGUCGGCCUUUUCCCUUCAAGAUAUUUUGCCAUGUUAUUUGCUUGAGUCCAUUUAUGUUGUUAUGCUGAUACUGUACACAAUGGUAAAGACUCUUUCAUUAAUAUUGUUAGGAAUACCUGUGCUGUUUCAUUAUACAGAUGUCGUCAUGCAGUAGGGUUUCAGAUCCUCACAGUACGGACUUAGUGUGAGACAGGAUUGAUAAUAAUCUUGAAAACUUUGUGUAAUGCAAUUGUGCUGAAUAAAAGGGAACAGGCCAUCAGAA